GGCAUGUCAUUCAUUUUGCAAUUGAGUUCAAUUCAUAUUAUGCUGUCGCAGCUGCCCUGCAUUUCGUCCUUGCGCUGUUAUGAGCCUCUAUUAAAAUAUUCAUGACGUUUUCUUGCCCGCCUUCGCACUCACGUCAGAAACGAACCCAUACUUACUGCGCUCGCCGCGUACACAACAUCUCGUCUAACACGUACACUGAAGACUUUGUUUCGCAUCCCGAACCGAAAGGAGAGGAGAAAGUUGUUUCUUGUCCCUAGAUGACGAGACCAUCCAGCAAUUUUGGCCUCGGCCUUGUCCUUGACAUUUCCAAUACCAACAUAGGGCUUGCGACGGUUGCAUCUAAGGUUGAGCGGCUCGUCUGAGCAGCGCAAUCCAUUCGCGGUUGCUCAUCAAUACCACUGAUUUAGGCCAAUAUCGCGGUCGUCCUCGCAAUGUCCUCGCAAUCUUCAUCCCACGGAAAGUCUCUCGAGCGACUGGACAAUGGAAGGCCUCGUUUCCAUGGAUGUUCAAGGAUUACCGACUACGAAUACCUGGGAAAACUUGGAGAGGGAACCUUCGGAGAAGUCUCCAAGGCGCGGUCUAAGAAGACGGGCCAAGUUGUCGCAUUGAAGAAGAUCUUGAUGCACAAUGAAAAAGAUGGGUUCCCUAUAACGGCUCUUCGCGAGAUCAAACUAUUGAAACAGCUGGACCAUAUCAACAUCCUAAAAUUGGAAGAGAUGGCUGUCGAACGACCAAAAAGCGCAAGCAAGAAACCAAGCAUGUUCAUGGUCACACCAUACAUGGAUCAUGAUCUGUCUGGACUUCUGGAAAACCCCCGGGUCAAUUUCACGGAGGCGCAGAUCAAGUGCUAUCUGAAGCAACUUCUUGAGGGCUGUGCAUAUCUACACGAGAACAAGAUCCUGCACCGGGACAUGAAAGCGGCCAAUCUACUGAUCAACAACCGUGGGAUCUUGCAGAUUGCUGACUUUGGUCUUGCGCGUCCAUAUUACGACGACCCGCCUCAACCUGGUCACGGUGCAGGAGAAGCCACGAGAGAAUACACUACGCUGGUCGUGACGCGAUGGUACCGCCCGCCUGAAUUGCUUCUGCAAUUGCGCAAAUACACAACUGCUAUUGACAUGUGGGGUGUCGGGUGUGUCUUUGGCGAGAUGUUCAAGAAAAGCCCUAUAUUACCAGGAAAUACCGACCUGAACCAAGCUACCAUCAUCUUCGACCUAGUCGGCUCGCCUACAGAUGAAAAUAUGCCAGGCUGGAAAGAACUUCCUGGUUGUGACGGCGUCACUGAAUUCCAGCCAAAGCAGCCCACGCUACAUCGCGUCUUUCGAGAACUCAGUCCUGUGGCACUUUCGCUGUUGACCGAGUUUCUGAAGCUCGACUGGCGAAAACGGAUCAACGCCAUUGACGCCUUGAAACAUCCAUAUUUCCACACCGAACCCCUCCCUGCCAGACCAUCCGACUUACCAACCUUUGAAGAUUCCCACGAGCUGGAUCGUAAGAAGUUCCGAGAUCAAAAGCAGAAACCACCACCAGCUCCUGCUGGCGGAUCGGUCGGCAUUGACUCACAGGGUGACUGGGACGUCAAUGGUCGUAGAAUGCCUCCAUUAGAUGGUCGAGGUGGACCUGGAACUGGUCCUCGGGCUCCUAGCAGUCGUCCAUACGCAAAUGGACACAAUGGUCAAGGCCGUGAUCGUCGUGCGCCUGGUCCUCCUGCACAGAACAGGGGCUAUGGAGGUGGCGAGCAUCGUAAUCAGUCUCAUCGGGAUCUGCCACCUUACGAUCAACCUCGUCGUGCGCCGUAUGAUCAGCCUCGGACACAUGCGUCCCAGCCGUACGAUGAUGGCUAUUCCCAACGCGCUCCGGUGGAACACAGUCUACCUGCCCGGCCACCUGUUCCAGAACACGACUCAUAUCGCCACGGAGGCUCAGAUAGACCGCCUUAUCGGGACGAGGGUCGUGGUCCACCACCAUCAAGGUCUAGAGUGCCGGCAGAUGGUCCUGGAGGUCCAAUUCCUGUGGACAGUCGACGACCACCUCACGAUCGCGAUACAUAUGUGCCACCCUAUUCAAGCGCAGACCCUGAUCAACGUGGACCACCCCUGAAGGACCGCAGAAGAGAUGAUCGGCCGCCAUUUAGGGAAGGGCGCUAUCCUCGGCAGCCGCCUGAGUAUGGUGAACCUCUCCGCUAUGAUGACGGCGACCCAGGCGGUGGUCCUGAUCGUGACAGGGGACGUGUUAGGGACAUGGACAACAUGCCAUUACCACCGCGAGAAGGCCCAUAUGACAGAGAGCGACGGCCUAGGAGUCGAAGUCCGAUUAGAGAUUGGGAGCGGGAUAGGGAUCUGCAUAGAGAGCGGCGAGACCGACAAGAUCGAGACUUCGAAAGGGAGCGGGAUUAUCGCGAUCGCGAUAGAGGAUAUGGAAUGCAGGAUCCUUUUCGGCGAUGAUGUUGAUCAAGUGGUUUCCUGGCAUGUGGAGAUGUGGAUUAGGAUAUUAUUGAUAAUGUAUUUCUUGCAUAGCGAACAGCGCGGAGCCUGGACGGGACCGAAAGGAGGCUCUGAAGCACGAGCACCGAUGAGGGAUACAGCACGGCGUCUAGCGUUCGAGUGACGGUCCAUGUCUUUUAUGGAUGGUACAAAUAUGCCCGGAUGAGGCUGAUGAUACAAUAUACAUUACUUUAUAUGU
Molecule: messenger RNA, 2682 nt
Organism: Exophiala viscosa
Lineage: Eukaryota; Fungi; Ascomycota; Eurotiomycetes; Chaetothyriales; Herpotrichiellaceae
Product: CMGC/CDK protein kinase
Exons: 1
Coding region: 432-2444 (670 amino acids)
Biological process (GO): protein phosphorylation; positive regulation of transcription elongation by RNA polymerase II
Cellular component (GO): cyclin/CDK positive transcription elongation factor complex; nucleus
Molecular function (GO): RNA polymerase II CTD heptapeptide repeat kinase activity; ATP binding; cyclin binding
Source: RefSeq, a predicted model, not a curated record